This is a messenger RNA of Paramecium tetraurelia, 2913 nucleotides long. RefSeq lists its product as uncharacterized. Gene Ontology annotation, biological process: signal transduction. The transcript is spliced from 5 exons. The record is from RefSeq and is a predicted model, not a curated record. NCBI's taxonomy places the organism in Eukaryota, Ciliophora, Oligohymenophorea, Peniculida, Parameciidae. Gene Ontology annotation, molecular function: 3',5'-cyclic-nucleotide phosphodiesterase activity.
AUGAAAUAAGAUGACCUUCACUCGCCUAGUCUUUGUGGGUAUCUUAAUUUUUUCCACAUUUUGGGAGAGAUGGAAUCAUAAAAUCUGAUUUCUUUAUAAGAGAAAAAGAUCGUGAAAUAAAAAUUGACAGUCAAGGAUCCCGCACUAUUAGUAUUUUUAUCAAAAUAACAUGAUGAUAAUCAAAUGAAGGAAAUGCUGUUAUCCUACAUUUCUUAGCUUCAGAUGCCUAUAUCUAAAUCAUAAACCUAGGAAUUGAGUCCAUCAAAAAAGUAUGAGGGAUAAAUUUUAGUAAUGCAUAAUUUUAUCUUAGACUCAAACUGUAAAAAUGAUCGAUUAGUUAAUCAAAUAGUUGAACAGUAUGUUCCAAAACUCAAAUUAACAGGUAUAUAAAAUUUUACAAAUCAAAAUUAGAUGAAUGAAGAGUUUAGAGACAAAAUUUAGAAAUUGCGGAGACUUUUGUAUUAGAUUGAUUAACAGGAAGAAAUUGAUAUCACUAUUAAUUAGUAAUUGCAGUAGAUUUACUAGCUAAUAAAACAAAGGUAUUCACGUUAUAUGAAUUCACUACUUUUAUUGAUGGAUGAAAAAGUUGAACCAAAAGAUAUUUAAGAAUUCCUGAAGACUUUUUUGAACUAAUUAAUAGGUUGUACAUCCUAUGGUUACAUAAUAAUCAAAGAAGAAGUAGUAUCAUUACACAGGGAUGAAAAAUAUGAAUAAUUGGAUUUAGAUGAGUAAUGUCAAAGAGAAUUGCAAAAUCUCACAAACAUUACAGAAAUUCAACAACUUGAAUCCUUGAGGAAAUAUUUUAGGAAUGGAGAAUAUAUAUUAAAGUUGUCUCAAACCUAAUAUUUUACAAUGCAAUUAGAUUAAAGUUUCACUUAGUUUGUCAUGUUGGCAAGUAAAUACAAGUAUUUAGAUUCAAUUAUCGACCUUGCUCAAUUUGUGAUUUAUACUGAACAAUAAAUUAAAGUUCAAUAUUUUAGCAUUUUAUCAAUUGGUGAUACUGUGUUAGAAAUAGGAUUGGAGAUAGUAAGAUGCUCAAAGUAUUUAUUAAUCGAAUAAAUAUUAUCAAUAAUUAAUGGACAAUAUCAAAUACAAUAAAUUAAUGAAUACUAGCCUAGUGUAGUUACUUUUAAGUUUAAGGAUUCGUAAUCUCAAUACCUAUUUUCUACGAAUAUGGACUUAAAGAAACCUUAGGAUUUGAUAAUUUACAAUCAAGUCAACCAACUAUAUCAAAGAUAUCAACAAUUUAUAAAGUAAUGCUAUGAGAGAAUGUCCUUUUAUAAAUAUUUCCUUAGAUCGAAGAGUCUUUUCAUGAUUGAUUUUGAUAAAUAAGGAAGAUUAAGGUUUUUGAGUAAGGCACUGCCUCAAAAAAUAAAGCAGUAAUUUAAUAUUGAUAAAACACAGAUCGAUUAGACUUACAAGUAAAUCUUUAACUCAAAUCAAUCAAUGAUACAAACAAUUGAAACCUAUAUUAGUAAUUCUAAGUGGAAAUUGAAUUAACAAGAAGAUGAAUCAAAUAAAAUAUUCGAAAUCUUCAUAAGGAAAGAGGAGAAACAAUUUAAAGGAUUUACUUUAAUCGUAUCAGAGAAUGAUUGGGUAAGGAGAAAAGCACAGCCUCCAAAUUCAGGAAGUUUAGUUAAACAAUAGUUAUUACAAACAGAAACCAUGGAUUAUAUUAAGAAACUAGAAGAAUUCAAUCCUGAUAUCAGGAAUUCAGUUGUGGCUAUGUAUAUGCCUUAAACUCAGGAAUUUAAUUCAGUUUAAUAAUAGUCAUAAAAGACUCCAACCUUGGUUUUUAGAAAGAUAAAAAAAGACUAAGUGGUUGGAAAGAAUAGUUUCCUUUUCAAAUAAAGAGAGGAGGAGAAAAAGUCUAUGAAAGUCAAUCCGAAUAAAUUUAAUGAAUCUCAUUUAAGUAUUAAAGAGCAAGAUAUCAUCUUAGAUUCUCUAGAUUUUAAUAUUCAUUAGAUAAAUAAUAUGAUUGAAAAGCAAAGAUUGGUUUGGUCAAUUUUGGCAAGAGGCAAUUUCAUAUAAAUGUUUGGCAUUCCUUCAGAAAAAUUAGUCACAUUCUUAAAUGAAUUGGAAACUCAAUAUAAUAUGAAUAAUAAUCCUUAUCAUAAUUAUGACCAUGGGAUUGCAGUGAUGUAAUCUGUAAAUUGUUUUGUCAAAUAAUUAUUGCAACACUUAGGAGAACACUUAUUUAAUAAUAUCACUAGAUUCUGUUUAUUGCUUUCUGGACUUUGCCAUGAUGUAGCCCACACUGGUAAAACAAAUGCCUAUGAAGCUAACUCUUUGAGUAGUCUAGCUAUCAGGUAUCAUGAUAGAGUGGUGUUGGAAUAACAUCAUGCAGCCACAACUGUCAAAAUUCUUAGAGAUUCAUCGACAAAUAUCUUAUGCAAUUUUUCAGAUCAAGAUUUUAGAACAUUUAGAAAAUAAUUGAUAUCUAAUAUUCUGGCCACAGACAUGUAAGAACAUUUUAAGAUGCUGAAAGAAUUUGAAUCUCGAAUAGAGUAAUAUGGAAAUGAUCCAGAAGAUUUAUCUUUGCUUUGUGGAAUGAUAACCCACACUGCAGAUUUCAAUGGUACUGCUCGAAAGUGGCCUCAGAGUUAACUUUGGAGUGAGAAGAUCAAUUAGGAGUACAGAGCAUAAUAUGAGGAUGAGGGAAAGAAAGGGUAUCCUCAAUAGCCAUUUAUGAAGGACCUAGAUAAAUUGCAUGUUAUGUCUAAGAAUGAAAUGGGAUUCAUAAAGGUAAUUGUGAGACCAUUAUAUCAUCAAAUGAAUAUUUUUGGAAAAGGAGCUUUCUAAAUCUGUGUAAAUAAUUUAGAUGAAACAAUCCUGGAAUGGGACAAAUUGUACUAAAAAGGGAUAUAAGAAUUGGAACAAUAAGAAUAAUAACAAAAACAGGAGUCUAAAUGA